AUGUCCGUAGCCAGGACACUCGUCACCAGCUGUGAUUCAUGUCACGAUGAAGCCAGCUGCCUGGAGUCACGAGAAAGAGGCGACACUUCUCAUGUGCCGCUCUCUUGUGUCUGUAAAGACGGCUUUGUUGGCGACGGUCUCACCUGUUACAAUACAGAACUCUGCAGGGACUCCUCUUGCUGUAGUCGAGGGUACCACUGGUCACCAGACAGGGGCUGUGUGGACACUGACGAGUGCUCCCUCCCAGACUCACCAUGCACUUCACCUCAGGUUUGCCAGAACACCCCAGGCUCCUUCGAAUGCCUGGAGCCUUCCUCCAGGACCAGGUCGGGCCCCUCUUCUCAAUCUGUCCAGUUCACCUGUGGACACACUGUUUGUCCUGUAGGCAUGGACUGCAUCAGCAGUAAUGAGACUCGCUGUGCUGACCCCUGUGAGCACUACACAGUGCUGGAUGAUGACUGGCGUUCAGUGAACAACACAUCGAUUCAGAUAAUAUACUGUGACAGAGAUAUUAACUGGAGAGGCUGGUAUCGCCUGGUUCUGGGGCAAAACAGUGCUCAUAUUCCAGAGCAUUGUGUUGAGUCAAACGGAACAGGCCCUGCAGUUUUGCCAACCACACCUGAUCCUCCACCUCAGUACACCACCGCUCAGGCAUCCAACACAACGACAGCAGGCAACAGCACCGUGUUACCACCAACACAUGCUCCUCCACCUCAGUACACCACCGCUCAGACAGCUUCCACAACAACAGCAGACAACAGCACAGCAGUUGAGGGGCAGGUCCGUCUGGCCAAUGGAGGAAACAGCUCCUGCUCUGGCAGAGUAGAGAUCUUCCACCGUGGACAGUGGGGGACGGUGUGUGACGAUUCCUGGGACCUGGUUGAUGCUCAGGUGGUGUGCAGACAGCUGGGCUGUGGCAGGGUCCUGUCAGCACCACCCCGUGCACGCUUUGGACAGGGCAGAGGGCCCAUCUGGCUGGAUGAUGUCACAUGCACAGGCAGCGAAUCAGAGCUCAGCCAGUGUCGCCACAGAGGGUUUGGAUCUCACAACUGUAAUCACUAUGAGGAUGCUGGUGUCGUCUGCGAAGCUGCUUCACCAGUGAGGCUGGUCAACUCUGACAACCGCUGCUCCGGCAGAGUGGAGGUCUUCCAUGAUGGACGGUGGGGGACAGUGUGUGACGAUUCCUGGGACCUGAGGGAUGCCAAGGUGGUGUGUAGACAGCUGGGCUGUGGCACUGCUCGUUCAGCACCACAAAAUGCAGCUUUUGGAGCGGGCAGUGGACCCAUCUGGCUGGAUAAUGUCAGUUGUUUUGGAAAUGAACCAUCAAUAACAGACUGCAGACAUCAAGGGUUUGGGGUCCACAACUGUCGUCACCAUGAAGAUGCCAGCGUUGUUUGUGAAUUUCAGCACCCUCCACUCCAGCCUUCUCAGCUUAUUUGUGGCCGUGAUAAAAUCCAGGUGGGUCUGGAGUUGGCUCAUUUUACAUCCUCCGGUUUGAGCCCCUACUCUGGCAACUUUGCAUCCCGCAACUGCUCCUGGGUCAGAGUGCGUGACGAUGUGGUGUGGUAUGAAGUGGAGGCCAUGGCAGGUGCCUGUGGAAACACACUGAGGACCAACAGCACACAUGCAAUCUACUCCAACAGUUUAUUUAUCUACCCAAUAAGCAACACGUCCUUCAACGUUCCCGUGAGUCUUCCCUUCUCCUGUGUGUAUCCUCUGGACACAGACACCAGCCUGAAUGUGGCCCUCAGACCAAUCCUGGCGCUUGAAGGUGGCAUUGAAGGCUCAGGUGCCAGAGCCGAAGCCUCCAUGUCUCUGUUCCGCAACUCCAACUACAUCGAGACUUAUCCAGCCGGCCGGGUCACCCUGCCAGUGGGCUCGCCGUUGUAUGUGGGCGUCUCUGUGGAGGAGACUGAUCCAAGCUUUGCAGUUGUUCUGGAGGACUGCUACGCCAGUCACUCAUCAACUCCUGACAACUUCAUGCAAUACCCUCUCAUCAGGAACAAGUGUCCCGCUGACCGCCGACAGGUGUCAGUGACUGAGAGCGGCUCGUCCCUCCGGGCUCGUUUCUCUGCCCUGUUCUUCCUGCUUCAAAACGAAUACAGAGACGUUUACCUUCAUUGCAGCCUCAGCCUGUGUGACCGGAGGAGCUCCUCUUGUGCUACACCUUGCAGAAGUAGGACCUCUCGCUCUGUUUCCAACUCUGAUCCUCUGACAACCCUCACCGUUGGACCAAUCAUUUGGACACUCGUCACCAGCUGUGAUUCAUGUCACGAUGAAGCCAGCUGCCUGGAGUCACGAGAAAGAGGCGACACUUUUCAUAUGCCACUCUCUUGUGUCUGUAAAGACGGCUUUGUCGGCGACGGUCUCACCUGUUACAAUACAGAACUCUGCAGGGACUCCUCUUGCUGUAGUCGAGGGUACCACUGGUCACCAGACAGGGGCUGUGUGGACACUGACGAGUGCUCCCUCCCAGACUCACCAUGCACUUCACCUCAGGUUUGCCAGAACACCCCAGGCUCCUUCGAAUGCCUGGAGCCUUCCUCCAGGACCAGGUCGGGCCCCUCUUCUCAAUCUGUCCAGUUCACCUGUGGACACACUGUUUGUCCUGUAGGCAUGGACUGCAUCAGCAGUAAUGGGACUCGCUGUGCUGACCCCUGUGAGCACUACACAGUGCUGGAUGAUGACUGGCGUUCAGUGAACAACACAUCGAAUGAGAUCUUACACUCAGAGUCGAACGGAACAGGCCCUGCAGUUUUGCCAACCACACCUGAUCCUCCACCUCAGUACACCACCGCUCAGACAUCCAACACAACAACAGCAGACAACAGCACAGCAGUUGAGGGGCAGGUCCGUCUGGCCAAUGGAGGAAACAGCUCCUGCUCUGGCAGAGUAGAGAUCUUCCACCGUGGACAGUGGGGGACGGUGUGUGACGAUUCCUGGGACCUGGUUGAUGCUCAGGUGGUGUGCAGACAGCUGGGCUGUGGCAGGGUCCUGUCAGCACCACAAGGUGCACGCUUUGGAGCGGGCAGAGGGCCCAUCUGGCUGGAUGAUGUCACAUGCACAGGCAGCGAAUCAGAGCUCAGCCAGUGUCGCCACAGUGGGGUUGGAACUCACAACUGUAAUCACAAUGAGGAUGCUGGUGUCGUCUGCGAAGGUAAGUACAGAUUUGUACAGCUAAAGGCAAUAACGUCUCUCUGUGUAUCAUCCUCUGCUUCACCAGUGAGGCUGGUCAACUCUGACAACCGCUGCUCGGGCAGAGUGGAGGUCUUCCAUGAUGGACAGUGGGGGACAGUGUGUGAUGAUUCCUGGGGCCUGAAUGAUGCUCAGGUGGUGUGUAGACAGCUGGGCUGUGGCACUGCUCGUUCAGCACCACAAAAUGCAGCUUUUGGAGUGGGCAGUGGACCCAUCUGGCUGGACGAUGUCAAUUGUUUUGGAAAUGAACCAUCAAUAACAGACUGCAGACAUCCAGGGUUUGGGGUCCACGACUGUCGUCAUGUUGAAGAUGCCAGCGUCAUCUGUGACGUUCAACCAGGACUCAACAGCACCGUGUUACCACCAACACAUGCUCCUCCACCUCAGUACACCACCGCUCAGACAUCCAACACAACGACAGCAGACAACAGCACAGCAGUUGAGGGGCAGGUCCGUCUGGCCAAUGGAAAAAACAGCUCCUGCUCUGGCAGAGUAGAGAUCUUCCACCAUGGACAGUGGGGGACGGUGUGUGACGAUUCCUGGGACCUGGUUGAUGCUCAGGUGGUGUGCAGACAGCUGGGCUGUGGCAGGGUCCUGUCAGCACCACAAGGUGCACGCUUUGGACAGGGCAGAGGGCCCAUCUGGCUGGAUGAUGUCACAUGCACAGGCAGCGAAUCAGAGCUCAGCCAGUGUCGCCACAGCGGGGUUGGAACUCACAACUGUAAUCACAAUGAGGAUGCUGGUGUCGUCUGCGAAGGUAAGUACAGAUUUGUACAUCUAAAGGCAAUAACGUCUCUCUGUGUAACAUCCUGUCUAAUGUUGAGGUUGGUCAACUCUGACAACCGUUGCUCGGGCAGAGUGGAGGUCUUCCAUGAUGGACAGUGGGGGACAGUGUGUGAUGAUUCCUGGGGCCUGAAUGAUGCUCAGGUGGUGUGUAGACAGCUGGGCUGUGGCACUGCUCGUUCAGCACCACAAAAUGCAGCUUUUGGAGUGGGCCGUGGACCCAUCUGGCUGGACGAUGUCAAUUGUUUUGGAAAUGAACCAUCAAUAACAGACUGCAGACAUCCAGGGUUUGGGGUCCACGACUGUCGUCAUGUUGAAGAUGCCAGCGUCAUCUGUGACGUUCAACCAGGACUCAACAGCACCGUGUUACCACCAACACAUGCUCCUCCACCUCAGUACACCACCGCUCAGACAUCCAACACAACGACAGCAGACAACAGCACAGCAGUUGAGGGGCAGGUCCGUCUGGCCAAUGGAAAAAACAGCUCCUGCUCUGGCAGAGUAGAGAUCUUCCACCAUGGACAGUGGGGGACGGUGUGUGACGAUUCCUGGGACCUGGUUGAUGCUCAGGUGGUGUGCAGACAGCUGGGCUGUGGCAGGGUCCUGUCAGCACCACCCCGUGCACCCUUUGGAGCCGGCAGAGGGCCCAUCUGGCUGGAUGAUGUCACAUGCACAGGCAGCGAAUCAGAGCUCAGCCAGUGUCGCCACAGCGGGGUUGGAACUCACAACUGUAAUCACAAUGAGGAUGCUGGUGUCGUCUGCGAAGGUAAGUACAGAUUUGUACAGCUAAAGGCAAUAACGUCUCUCUGUGUAACAUCCUGUCUAAUGUUGAGGCUGGUCAACUCUGACAACCGCUGCUCGGGCAGAGUGGAGGUCUUCCAUGAUGGACAGUGGGGGACAGUGUGUGAUGAUUCCUGGGGCCUGGAUGAUGCUCAGGUGGUGUGUAGACAGCUGGGCUGUGGCACUGCUCGUUCAGCACCACAAAAUGCAGCUUUUGGAGUGGGCAGUGGACCCAUCUGGCUGGACGAUGUCAAUUGUUUUGGAAAUGAACCAUCAAUAACAGACUGCAGACAUCCAGGGUUUGGGGUCCACGACUGUCGUCAUGUUGAAGAUGCCAGCGUCAUCUGUGAUGUUCAACCAGGACUCAACAGCACCGUGUUACCACCAACACAUGCUCCUCCACCUCAGUACACCACCGCUCAGACAUCCAACACAACAACAGCAGACAACAGCACAACAGUUGAGGGGCAGGUCCGUCUGGCCAAUGGAGGAAACAGCUCCUGCUCUGGCAGAGUAGAGAUCUUCCACCGUGGACAGUGGGGGACGGUGUGUGACGAUUCCUGGGACCUGGUUGAUGCUCAGGUGGUGUGCAGACAGCUGGGCUGUGGCAGGGUCCUGUCAGCACCACAAGGUGCACGCUUUGGACAGGGCAGAGGGCCCAUCUGGCUGGAUGAUGUCACAUGCACAGGCAGCGAAUCAGAGCUCAGCCAGUGUCGCCACAGCGGGGUUGGAACUCACAACUGUAAUCACAAUGAGGAUGCUGGUGUCGUCUGCGAAGUCCAUCUUUCAUCUGUGUCUCAUAACAACUAUAUUAUGUGUCAUGUUUUUCUGUUAGCUGCUUCACCAGUGAGGCUGGUCAACUCUGACAACCGCUGCUCGGGCAGAGUGGAGGUCUUCCAUGAUGGACAGUGGGGAACAGUGUGUGAUGAUUCCUGGGGCCUGGAUGAUGCCAAGGUGGUGUGUAGACAGCUGGGCUGUGGCACUGCUCGUUCAGCACCACAAAAUGCAGCUUUUGGAGUGGGCCGUGGACCCAUCUGGCUGGACGAUGUCAAUUGUUUUGGAAAUGAACCAUCAAUAACAAACUGCAGACAUCCAGGGUUUGGGGUCCACGACUGUCGUCAUGUUGAAGAUGCCAGCGUCAUCUGUGACGUUCAACCAGGACUCAACAGCACCGUGUUACCACCAACACAUGCUCCUCCACCUCAGUACACCACCGCUCAGACAUCCAACACAACGACAGCAGACAACAGCACAGCAGUUGAGGGGCAGGUCCGUCUGGCCAAUGGAAAAAACAGCUCCUGCUCUGGCAGAGUAGAGAUCUUCCACCGUGGACAGUGGGGGACGGUGUGUGACGAUUCCUGGGACCUGGUUGAUGCUCAGGUGGUGUGCAGACAGCUGGGCUGUGGCAGGGUCCUGUCAGCACCACAAGGUGCACGCUUUGGACAGGGCAGAGGGCCCAUCUGGCUGGAUGAUGUCACAUGCACAGGCAGCGAAUCAGAGCUCAGCCAGUGUCGCCACAGCGGGGUUGGAACUCACAACUGUAAUCACAAUGAGGAUGCUGGUGUCGUCUGCGAAGUCCAUCUUUCAUCUGUGUCUCAUAACAACUUUAUUAUGUGUCAUGUUUUUCUGUUAGCUGCUUCACCAGUGAGGCUGGUCAACUCUGACAACCGCUGCUCGGGCAGAGUGGAGAUCUUCCAUAAAGGACAGUGGGGGACAGUGUGUGAUGAUUCCUGGGGCUUGGAUGAUGCUCAGGUGGUGUGUAGACAGCUGGGCUGUGGCACUGCUCGUUCAGCACCACAAAAUGCAGCUUUUGGAGUGGGCAGUGGACCCAUCUGGCUGGAUAAUGUCAAUUGUUUUGGAAAUGAACCAUCAAUAACAGACUGCAGACAUCCAGGGUUUGGGGUCCACGACUGUCGUCAUGUUGAAGAUGCCAGCGUCAUCUGUAGCGUUCAACCAGGACUCAACAGCACUGUGUUCCCACCAACACAUGCUCCUCCACCUCAGUACACCACCGCUCAGACAUCUACCACAACAACAGCAGACAACAGCACAGCAGUUGAGGGGCAGGUCCGUCUGGCCAAUGGAGGAAACAGCUCCUGCUCUGGCAGAGUAGAGAUCUUCCACCGUGGACAGUGGGGGACGGUGUGUGACGAUUCCUGGGACCUGGUUGAUGCUCAGGUGGUGUGCAGGCAGCUGGGCUGUGGCAGGGUCCUGUCAGCACCACACCGUGCACGCUUUGGACAGGGCAGAGGGCCCAUCUGGCUGGAUGAUGUCACAUGCACAGGCAGCGAAUCAGAGCUCAGCCAGUGUUACCACAGAGGGUUUGGAACUCACAACUGUAAUCACAAUGAGGAUGCUGGUGUCGUCUGCGAAGGUAAGUACAGAUUUGUACAGCUAAAGGCAAUAACGUCUCUCUGUGUAACAUCCUGUCUAAUGUUGAGGCUGGUCAACUCUGACAACCGCUGCUCGGGCAGAGUGGAGGUCUUCCAUAAAGGACAGUGGGGGACAGUGUGUGAUGAUGGCUGGGACCUGAAGGAUGCCAAGGUGGUGUGUAGACAGCUGGGCUGUGGCACUGCUCGUUCAGCACCACAAAAUGCAGCUUUUGGAGCGGGCAGUGGACCCAUCUGGCUGGACGAUGUCAGUUGUUUUGGAAAUGAACCAUCAAUAACAGACUGCAGACAUCCAGGGUUUGGGGUCCACAACUGUGGUCACCAUGAAGAUGCCAGCGUUGUUUGUGAAUUUCAGCCUACUCAGCUCAUUUGUGGCCGUGAUAAAAUCCAGGUGGGUCUGGGUUUGGCUGACCUUACAUCCAUUGGUUUUAACCCCUUUUCUGGCAACCUGGCAGCCCACAACUGCUCCUGGGUCAGAGUGCGUGACGAUGUGGUGUGGUAUGAAGUGGCGGCCAUGACAGGUGCCUGUGGAAACACACUGAGGACCAACAGCACACAUGCAGUCUACUCCAACAGUUUAUUUAUCUACCCAAUAAGCAACACGUCCUUCAACAUUCCCGUGAGUCUUCCCUUCUCCUGCGGGUAUCCUCUGGACACAGACACCAGCCUGAAUGUGGCCCUCAGACCAGUCCUGGCGCCUGGAGUUGGUAUUUCAGGUUCAGGUACCAAAGCCGAAGCCUCCAUGUUUCUGUUCCGCAACUCCAACUAUACCGAGACUUAUCCAGCCGGCCGGGUCACCCUGCCGGUGGGCUCGCCGUUGUAUGUGGGCGUCUCUGUGGAGGAGACUGACCCAAGCUUUGCAGUUGUUCUGGAGGACUGCUACGCCAGUCACUCAUCAACACCUGACAACUUCAUGCAAUACCCUCUCAUCAGGAACAAGUGUCCCGCUGACCGCCGACAGGUGUCAGUGACUGAGAGCGGCUCGUCCCUCCGGGCUCGUUUCUCUGCCCUGUUCUUCCUGCUUCAAAACGAAUACAGAGACGUUUACCUUCAUUGCAGCCUCAGCCUGUGUGACCAGAGGAGCUCCUCUUGUGCUACACCUUGCAAAAGCAGGACCUCUCGCUCUGUUUCCAACUCUGAUCCUCUGACAACCCUCACCAUUGGACCAAUCAUUUGGGACAAGUCACCCAAGUGAGCUGGCAACACAAGCACAUUUGUUUUAAGAUGUGUUUUUUAUUCAAAAGACACAAGAUCAUAGAAACCGGUGUUAUAUUGUAUAAGAAAUCCCACCACACUUUGUAUCAUUCUUAAAAUUUUAUAACCUUUGUAAUGAUUGUGUAAUGUCAAAUUUUAAAGCUUUAAAGCUUUUUGCAUUUGUUUUCAAAACAAAAGCAUGGAUUAUUCUUUUGAUCCAAUGACGGGUUUUCCAUAUUAUAGUGUAAAUUGUGCAACUAAUACGUGUGUAUGUUGUUUAAAAGGAUCUUGUUUGUUAUAUUUUUAAGCACAACUCUGUACCUUGAUGUUCAGAAAUGCAGUAGUUAAUAAAAAGAAAGAUUUGUAACCAUG
Messenger RNA from Centropristis striata (black sea bass), 8714 nucleotides. RefSeq names its product deleted in malignant brain tumors 1 protein-like. The coding region runs from base 1 to 8343 and encodes 2780 amino acids. The transcript has 28 exons. Gene Ontology annotation, cellular component: membrane. Gene Ontology annotation, molecular function: calcium ion binding. The record is from RefSeq and is a predicted model, not a curated record. NCBI's taxonomy places the organism in Eukaryota, Metazoa, Chordata, Actinopteri, Perciformes, Serranidae.